This is a messenger RNA of Henningerozyma blattae CBS 6284, 1911 nucleotides long. It is a transcript of the gene CAT2, whose product is annotated as carnitine O-acetyltransferase CAT2. The record is from RefSeq and is a predicted model, not a curated record. Gene Ontology annotation, biological process: carnitine metabolic process. Gene Ontology annotation, cellular component: peroxisome; mitochondrion. The transcript has a single exon. The coding region runs from base 1 to 1911 and encodes 636 amino acids. Gene Ontology annotation, molecular function: carnitine O-acetyltransferase activity. NCBI's taxonomy places the organism in Eukaryota, Fungi, Ascomycota, Saccharomycetes, Saccharomycetales, Saccharomycetaceae.
AUGAUCCGUCUGACUCGCCCAACCCUAGCUCGCCUCCCUAAACCCUCGCGCAUGCCCUAUUCUUCCGCCUCUGCCAACCCUAAAUCGCCUGACGCUGCUGAGGUGCAGUCACAUGACCUCCAACGCAAACCGGCACCUUUACCAGUGCCUCCCUUAGAGCAUACUCUUCAAUUGUAUUUACAAACCAUUGCACCUUAUGCUACUCCUUCGGCACUCUCCCAACAACGCAAACUCGUUGAAGAUUUUGCCUCUACUCAAGGUCCUUUACUACAAAAGCGUCUCGAAGCUCGUGCUGCAUCGUGUCGUAAUUGGCUUUCUGAAUGGUGGGAUAACAAUGCUUAUUUGCGUGAUGUUGAACCGCUUGCUCCUUAUGUUUCGUACUUCUACACUCAUGCUGCUUUGCCCAAUUCACACAAUGCACUAAAACAGGACCCAUUGUUACUUGCCACUGCGUUUAUCGAUAUCAUUUCUGGGUUCCGUGAAACUCUUCGUGAUGGGAAAUUACCUACAGAACGGGCUCGUGAUGGUACACCAUUUUGCAUGGAUGGUUUCCGUCACAUGUUCAACACUUGUCGUGUACCUCAUCCUACUGACCCUAAUGCUGAUUCCACAGCAGCUCUUGAUUUGCAUGAUCCUCAAGGUCAUCAUAUCAUUAUAGCAUUCCGUGGGGGGUUCUACAAGCUCAACACUCAUGAUGAAUCUGGGCAACGUUUCCACCCUAACGUAAUUUGGCAACAAUUAUACGCUAUUGUCAGAGGAACUGCAAAUUCACCACUAAUCGGUAAACUCUCUGCCACAACUCGUGACAAAUCCCGUAGAGCAUUUACUUUACUUUCUCAAGACCCAGAAAGUGCAUCAUCUCUUGAUUCUAUCAUCAAAUCUGCAUUUGUAAUUUGUCUAGAUUUGGAUUCUCAUCCAAUAACCACUCACGAAAAAUCCAAACAAGUUUGGUUGGCAAAUGGAGAUGCCACUAACAGAUUAUAUCAAAAACCUUUACAAUUCAUCAUCACAGGUAACGGAGCUUCGGGUUGUAUAAAUGAACAUUCAAGAAUGGACGGUACUCCAACUUUAUUUAUUAACGAAUACUUGCAAAGAAAAUUACGUUCAUUAGACGCUACACAAUAUAAAAAUACAGUAUUCACCACUCAAGACACUUCACUCGAUUCUCCACUACCUUUGCCCUUCUUACAAACUCCAGAACUCACUUCUUUAAUUCAACAAGCCCAUACUGAAUAUGCCGUAAAUUGUUCAGAAUUGAAAUUUAAUGUUUGGCAAUACCAUGGGUUUGGUAAAUCUAGUGUCAAGAAGUGGGGGUUCUCUCCAGAUUCAUUCCUACAACAAAUGAUCCAAUUAGCCAUCUAUCGUCUCUUACAUCGUCAAUUCCCCACCUAUGAAGCUGCAUCAACACGUCGUUUCGAUUUAGGCCGUACAGAAGCCACACGUUCAGUAUCUGUGCAAAACGCCUUACUUUGUCGUGAUUGGAAUAAUCCACAAAUCCCAGUGGCUACACAACUCUCACAUUUACAAUCUGCUAUCAAAACUCAUUCUGCAUACUCUAAAAUAGCUGCCUCAGGUAUGGCUAUUGAUCGUCAUUUCUUGGGAUUACAAAAUUUGAUUCCCCCCGAUGAAAAACCUCAUGCUCUCUUUAAUGACCCAUUAUUCAAAUUCUCAAAGACAUGGUACAUCUCUACGUCUCAAUUAUCUUCAGAAUUCCUAGAUGGUUAUGGUUGGGCUCCAGUUAAUGAUAACGGGUUGGGUCUUGCCUAUAUGAUUAAUAAUGAUUGGUUCCAUAUAAACAUCUCUACAAAGUUGGCAAAGAGUGGUAUUAACCCAGACCAUCUCGCAACUUGUUUGACUCAAGUCUUUAAUGAAGCCAAACAAAGAUUGAAUGAUCUAAAGGCAAAAUUAUAA